CUAACAUUCGGAAAAUGAACGUCACAUGAAAAAAAGAUGACAGACGUUGAUGAACUAGACAUAAACCCUCUUUUUAGGGCUUUACAGAAAAAGUACCAAGAUUUAUAUGAUAGAGCUCAGGAUAAUUGUUAUAUUGUGUGCAUACCCCAGGCCUCCUCUUUGGCAAAUGUUACAGUUACAAGGAAACUUACUGCAACCCACAUACUAAAGCCUUCACCAUACUUCAAAAGCCAGUACCAGACUCUGGAUUCUCCAGAAAAAGUUGUCCAGUUAGAAGAAAAUGGGAAGGAGUUUCGCACUGUUGAAGGAUUCAGUGAUGACCACUGUGUGAAGAUUUUAAAUGAAGAACUGGGAUAUAACAAGGAUUAUAAAGCAUACAAAAUACUGAUUUUAGAAUGUCCAUUGGAUCCAUCUUUAAAGGCUCAUAAAACAGAGAAUAAGCAACCCACAGCAGCAGCGGAUAACAUUCCUGAAUACACCACAUACCCAGAAUCCUGUAAUUUCCUUAUAUCUUUUGCUGAGUACAGAAUGGUUUUACGUCAGUUGGAUGAGAGUUUGAAGCAGUUUAAUGCUAACUACAUGAUCCUUAAAGACUACCUGUCAGAGGCACAAAACAAGCUUAAGUCCGUGUGUCAGCAAGUAACCAAGGAUUGUCUAAAGUGUUCGAAGUUUGAAAACGGACAGGAUCCAAAAUUCAGAGAAACAGUAGAUUUUUGUGUUGAAAGUUAUGUAAUGGGAGCAGUCCACAAGAAGGUGUUUACUAUCAUCAAAGAAAUACAUGAAGAGGACGAUAGGUUACUCUUUGCAAAAUGUAAACAGUUGCGCAAUGUCACUGCUGAACAGCUAGGGGUCAAUAAGAAAAUUGCUUGUCCACUUCCACAAGCUGUUGUAGAAUUGGCAAAUCUGGAUGGCCUAAGGACUCCUCUAGAGAAAUUAUUCUGCUUGAAAUCUACAGUGGACAGUGCCAGCCAAACCAUACAGAGUUAUUUAGAAGAAAACCGGGUACCUCCAGUGUCUACUGCUGUUGAAGAUAGCUACUGUCUGACAUCAGAUGAUCUCAUCCCCAUAUUAGUAACCGUGAUAGCUCAAGCUCAGUGUCGACAUUUUGCCAGUAAUAUAAACUAUAUAGAGUCAUUCCACUGGGCUUCAGAAACCAAUGAUCGAGGCAACCUUAGCUACUGUUUAGUGACUUUUAAGGCAGCUGUGGAAUACAUGAAAAACACAUCAUUUGAUGAAUUGGAGAAGAGACCCAGUCUGAAGAGAGAGAUAAGCCUCGAGGAGUUAAGGAGAGUGACCAAAGGUUCGUUUUCCGGUGACCCUAACUGCCCGGUAAGCAGCUCCACCCUCAGUCAGUCUGGUGCCAACCAUUACGAUCGGCAACUGGAGAGAAUCUCGCAGAUGUUGAAUGAAUCCCAUGAAGAACUCAGGAAGUCAGAGAAAGCCAACACGUACUUAAAACAAAGUAUUUUUGGAGAGAGUUAUCCAAGAUCACUAAAGCCAGUUGAUGAUAGGAAAAGAAAUGGAAAAGAAAAUGAAGAAUUGGGAGAUUUUAUCACCUCUCUACAGAAUGACAUGUUUGGGAUGAGUUUUGGUAAACAGAGUUGAUGAUGUCAUAUUCUGAGGAGAACUGGAGCUACUCUGUGAUACUUACCUUUGAUAUUUUACUUUAAAAAAAAACUUUGAUUAAUAAUCAACAAAGAAUGUCUACUUCAUCAAGCCUUGUCACAAACUUGUGUUUAGCACUUCUGUAUAUGAUAGAGAAGAACAACAUUCUGCUAGUGUGCUUCACUAAUUUUUUAGAUUUCAUUAUUAUAAAAAGGAGCAUGAUAUUGCUUUGUGAUAAAUGUAGACCAGUCCACUUAUUACUAUUUGUCCAGUCAAUACAUGUAUAUAUAUUUAUGAUGAAGUUAGUCUAAUUAAUAAUUUAUGUACGUGAGGUAUUGUUUAAUUGAAAAUCUUAAAUAUUUUAUUGUUUAUUAUACUUUCCUCCAGCCAAUUAAUUCAGGUAGAUCUAUCCAUCCUUCAGUCACCUCUGGAAGGGACAAUAUCAGACUAUUGGGAACAUUUUUCCUUCAAACAUAUCUACAUCUUUAAUUUUAUGUCACAUGACUUGCUCAUUUGACCUUAUGCUAUCCAUCUUGUCAAUCGUGCUUCAAUGAAGGCUUAUACAUGUAUGAAUGCUACAUAUGUGAAUGCAAAAGGGAAACAAAAGUUGUGAGUUUCAUGGUUCUAUCCCCAUGGAACUGACGAGUUGGAGCUAAACAAUCAAAAUUAAAGCAAUCUUAGAAUAUUCUACUGUACCACUAAACAUCUACAGGCAAACUGUUUUUAUGAGUAUAAUAAGCACACCAAUUAGUCUUUUACCAAAGUUGUAAUUCAUUUUCCAAGGGUGCAGGUCCAGGAUAGGAUUAAGUCUGUCCUAUGCUGAAUAUUUGUCUUUGAAUUUUUUCUUUCUUCUUGGUCAUCUAUCUGGCAAACUUUAAACAUUAAUUAGAUUGAACAGCUAAUACUAUUUCAAAAUUUGAAUUCAAGUCCCCAGGUCCAGGGAUGAGGCCCCAGAGUGGGAUUUUGUUGCUCAAAGAUUGUAAGAACACUUUUGAAAGUUUUUACUCAUGGACAUCUUACAGGUAAUAAAGCAUAAUGUGAAGUUAGUUCUUGGCCAAAAUUGUAAAAUUUAUGUCCCAUGGGACCAAGGGUGGAACUUAGUUGGUCAUUACAUCUCUGAAAAUCUUUUUCUCGUGGGAAUUUUUCAGAAAAAUUGCUUACAAGAUUUAAAAGGACAGUUAUGAUGAGCUACCAUACAGCUGUAAUUGUGAAAUUCAUGUUUUCUGUUUUCAGCCCUUGGUGCCGGGCUAAGUCUUAUAUUGAUGAUUCAGUUAUUCAGUGCAUAAAUAAAAAUCUUUCUUAUUCCUGGACAUUUAGCAAGCAAACUGUUUGCGGGAUGAAAACUAUAGGUACAGUGAACACUGAGCUCAAAAAAUGGAACCCCCGCCUCCCAUAUGAUUAUAAUGGCAAAGUCUAUGUUUUGAUACAGUAGACCUGAAAUAAGUGUUCAAUCAAAAAAUAAAAUAGGAGGUGCACAAUGGCACUAUGUAAUAAAGAGUCUGUAAAAGUAUCAUUAAAUUUCAUUCAGUGGUAUAGGAGAAAUUGCGGAUAAGAGAUGGGUACCCCUCAAUAUUAUAGAAAGAAUGACAAUGUUUAUGUUUUACUAUUGAAAACCUGAAAUAUGUGUCCAAUCAAAAUGUAAAAUAGAAGGUGCACAAAGGCACUAUGUAAUUAAGAUUCUGUGAAAGUAUCAUUAAAUUUUAUUCAGUGGUAUAAGAGGAGUUGGGGAUAAGAGAUGGGUACCCUAAAGCAUAACGGAUGGACAUGCAGACGGAUGGAUACCCCCAUCACUAUACACCCCCCGCUUUUCAAGCAGAGGUAUAAGUUAUUAGUCCUCUACCAAAAUGUAAAAUAGAAUUCAAAACAUCUGUAAAAAUCAUCAUCCCUCUAAAAAAUUCCCCUCAUGUGAGGCAACAUUCACAUAACCCAAGAAAACUCAUGAUACUCAGAUGACCAUUGAGAUUUACUUAUGUCGUACUUUUGUAGCUUUAAUACCUUGUUUUUUUUUUGUUGACUCAUUUAUUGCAUAUGUUAUGCAGUG
This is a messenger RNA of Saccostrea echinata, 3646 nucleotides long. RefSeq lists its product as uncharacterized. Gene Ontology annotation, cellular component: plasma membrane; tubular endosome; early endosome. NCBI's taxonomy places the organism in Eukaryota, Metazoa, Mollusca, Bivalvia, Ostreida, Ostreidae. Gene Ontology annotation, biological process: early endosome to late endosome transport. Gene Ontology annotation, molecular function: SNARE binding; guanyl-nucleotide exchange factor activity. The record is from RefSeq and is a predicted model, not a curated record. The transcript has 19 exons. The coding region runs from base 37 to 1605 and encodes 522 amino acids.